Molecule: messenger RNA, 6527 nt
Organism: Chrysemys picta bellii (western painted turtle)
Lineage: Eukaryota; Metazoa; Chordata; Testudines; Emydidae
Gene: ABHD15
Product: abhydrolase domain containing 15
Molecular function (GO): monoacylglycerol lipase activity; short-chain carboxylesterase activity
Source: RefSeq, a predicted model, not a curated record
GGAGGCUGGGGGGUAGGGGGCAGUGGGUACAGGGCAGCCCCUGAGAUCUGCCAGGUCCCAGGAUGGGCAUGGUUCUGUUCUACGCCGCGAGGUCGCAUGUGGAGCCCCCGCCCCAUGGCUCAGCCCACAUGGCCUGUGGGGGACAGGCCCUGCCCUGGGCAGACCCAGCCUGGGGGCCCCUGGAGCCGCCGCGUGUGGACUUUGUCCCAGCGCGCCUGGGAGAGGAGCCGGGGGCAGAGAACUUUGCCCAUUGCCUUGGCGCUGGUGGCAGGAUUAGCAGCUCCUGGCCCCAGUAGCCUUUCACCAUCCCCACCCUUGCCGGCUGCCACAGAAGCUGCACAUGCCCCCAUGUGCCCAGGGGGCUUUCCUGCCCCAGAGAAACAGAAUCCUCCCUCCUGCCCGGCCCCUGGCCCCCCCAGGCGCCGCAGUGCGAGGCUCAGGGAGGGACAGGGUCUGUGUGCAGAGCGCCCCACUGAACGGUGCACACAGACCCCGCGCGGGGCCCAGGACAAGAGAAAAGGAAGGGUCGAAGGGCAGGUUCACAGCCUGAGCCUACGAAGUCACCCACCAGCACUCAGCGCAGGAUCGGGGCCUUAAAGUGCACCCAGGAACAAGGGCCUGCCCCUCCUCCUGGGGGCUGUGUGGUAGAGGGAGCAGGAGGGGGGUGAAUUACCCCACAGCGCUGGGAGCCACUAUGGUGCACAGGGGCCUGCAGGGCUGGUACAGGGUGGAAUGGUUCCCUUUCUGUGCCACGUCGGGGGGGGGGGGGGCGUGCAGCAGGCAGAGUGCUUUGCUAGGGAAAAUUCCCAGCAGCCUAGGCCUCUCCCUGAGAAACCCUCCCCCUGCAGCCGAGCCGUGGGGCAGUACCUCUGCUCUGCGCCUGCAGAUGAGCUGUGGGUUAGGCCAGAAGAGCCAUGCACUCAUUUCACCUGAACUCCAGUAUGCCCACGUCAACGCCCUUCGCCUGGUCACUCCUGCGUGUGCCCCAUUCCCUGCUUCCGGGCGGGCGCCUGGCUCCUCCAGGGCUCCAGCAGCUCGGCCUGGCCAGGCAUCUGCACUGCUCGCCCACCCCAGGAACUGAGCCGCUCGUUCUCCGCAUGAGGAGCGUGGCACCACGCGGGGGCAGGAGGCGAGCGCUCUGCCCCCCCAGCUGGUGUGGAAAGAGGCAGGAAUGCUUUACGCUGGGGGCCCCGCGCAGUGCACAGGCCCUGGAGGGCAGGCACCAGCCCCACACCACAGAUCAGCCAGGGGAGGGGCGGGUUAUUCAAGGCCUGAUGUCCCUGCCUAUGAGUGCAGACGUCAGUGUCUGGUGCCCCCCAGCCCCCAAGACCUGCUCUAGGUCCAGAGAAAGGCCAGUGCACCAAGACACCCCUCCCCAGCCCCCCCUCGCCUCCCCCAGCCCCUGGCUGGAGAGAGGAUCCUCAAGGCAGCUAGCCAGGGCCACGGUGAGAGCGCCCGGCAGGGGAAGCGUUAACGCUUGCACAACCCCCAUCCAAUCCGCGCACUCGCCCUCAAACAAAUCCAUUAUUUGCUCUUGCGGAGCCCAGGCAGGGGGCUCCGGGAGACACUUCUUCCCCAGCUGUGCGAGGCACCUCAUGCUGGCACUAGGGAGCCUUGCGGCCUGGGCCUUGGCUUUAGCCCUCCUCUGCCUCCUAGCCACAGAGCUCUGGGGGCCAGGCUGGGGCAGCUUGCUCCCCAGCCACGAGCCGGGGGGUGCAGGCGAGGAAGACGACGGGGACAAUGUCAUUGGGGAAGAGGGGCCCGGGGCAGGGCGCUGCAGACUCAUCUGCAAAUCCUCCGCCCUGGCCCAGAGCCUGCUGAGGAGCCUGCGACGGGGCGCUGCCCGGCAGAGCGGGCGCUGGCUGUGGAGGACCUGGCCUCAGCUCCAGACCAUGUUCCAGCUCCUCUUCCCCCCUGCCCGCCAGCCCGAGCUGGCCCGGGAGCUCCUGCAGCUGGCUGAUGGGGGCCUGGUUGCCCUGGACUGGGUCAUGGGGCCCCGUGGCACCGGUAAGAGGAGUAGAGCAACCACUGCCUUUGGCACUGCCCCGGUGCUGCUUGUCCUCCCCAAUGCCUCCGGGAAGGUCACCAGAGGCGUCCUGCACCUCUGCCUGCUGGCCCUGGAGCAGGGCUACAAGCCAGUCAUCUUCAACCGCAGGGGUCACAACGGCAGCCCGCUUGCCAGCCUGAAGCUGCAGGCCUUCGGGGACCCAGGCGACCUCAAGGAGGCGGUGACGUACAUCCGCAUGCGGCAGCCAGGUUCCUCACUCUGCGCCGUGAGCGAGGGCUCCGGCUCGGGCCUGCUCCUCUCCUACCUGGGGGAGUGCGGCUCCUCCAGCUACCUGGCUGCAGCGUCUUGCAUCUCGCCCGUGUUCAGGUGCCAGGAGUGGCUGGAGACCGGGUGCCCCUGGCUGUAUGAGUGGAGUCUACUCCUGCACCAGAAACGAGGCCUCAGCAGGUAUGUCACUGCUCUGGCAGAGGUUGUGGAGACAGGCAGGCUGUUCAGGAGUUGCUCGCUCCGGGAAUUCGAGGAAACCCUCUUCUGCCAGACCAAGAGGCACCCUGUCACCUGGGACGCUUACUGGGAUCGCAACGACCCCCUCCGGGAGGUGGAUGAAGCAGCCGUCCCGGUCCUGUGCAUCUGCAGCGCCGACGACCCCGUCCGGGGACCUCCGGCCAGCACCCUCCCCAUGGAGCUCUUCCAUAGCAGCCCCUACUUCUUCCUGCUGCUGACACCACACGGCGGGCACUGUGGCUUCCUGAGGGAGGGGUCCUGCUCCUGGAGCCACGAGGUGACGCUGGAGUACUUCACGGCCGUCGCGGAGUUCUUUCGCACGGAGGAGAGGCUGAAGGGGCUGCACCGGUACAGGAGGGGCGUCCCGCAGAAGAGAGAGGCCUCCUCCGCCGCCUGCCACCUCCAGGAGAUCUUCAGCUGGCAGAGGUCCUACACCAGGUAGCGCCAGGCAGGUGCUGCGUCUAGCACCUCUCCAUAGCGUCCCUGGGAGAGGCUGUCCAAGGGCCAUGCAGCACUGUGCAGUCACCCCCCAAUGUUGCACAGCCUUCCCCUUGCGCGCUCGCACCAGCAUGGCAGGCACUGCGCACACAGGCCCUGUCAUCCCCUCCCCACAGAAGCAGACUGUUGAAAGCCCACAUGGCUGACAUGACUGGUGUGUUCCCACCACAUUGGAAAUGGCCCAGGCUGCGCACUGUCAGGGCUGGGCACGGCUCAUUGAGCUUCCCCCUGUGCCUAUGAAACUCCACUAGCUCAUGCACUUCCCAGCGGCCAGCCCGAGCGCCCCCUGGUGAAAGCAAUCUCCAUCGUGCCCCUGCCACGGGAGGGCGCUGUGCUGCUGAAGGAACAGCGUUCGGAGAGAUGUGAAGCCCAUGCCCUGAUCCUCGGGUGCUCUCCACAGGAGGCGGCAUUAGCUCCAGAGUCCUGGCUAAAUCCCACCUUUCAAAACCUGCAGCAGACGCUCCAUGUACUAAAAUUACUUUAUUACAGUUGAUUUUUUAACAUUUCCUUUGCUCUGUUACAAAGGAUACUUACAAACAAAAUAUUACAUACGACCUUAUUUUCUCUUCUCUUAUUUUCUGACAACUUGGUAACAGCUUUAAAUGCACAAUCUAUACAAUUAAUACAGGUUAUAUAUGAGCACUAAUGUAUGUUGAACCAGAAGGAUACCAGAAUACGGACAAUAUACUGUACAAUAAGCCUUAUCAGUUAGUGCUUGUGGCAUUUUCUACCAAAAGGAAAAUGCACACCUGUAGACUCACCCAUCCCAGCUGGUGCUAACAGAAACGUGAGCAGGAAGGAGUCCAGUUUUCCUGUUUUAACCCUUGGUGAUCCAUCCCUGUAGAAAUCGGGCUUGGAAGACUCAGGCCUCUGUUCAGUAUAAUGGCGUGGGCAGCACCCCCCAUGAUAAAGUGAUGGCCGGCUCCUGGCCUUGCUUUGUUAAAGCCAUGUUUACACCCACACCCCCAAUGCCCCAGAAUGAACAAGCCCUCUACUGGCUGGGGCCUUGGGGAAGAGUUGUUGGUCAUGAGCUGAAGGUUGUUAGGGAAGCGGGGAGGGAGGGGGAGGAGAAGUAAACACAUUACUUGGUGUCUGUGAACAUCCCUCUUCCCACUCACGUUAGCAGGCACACAGCAAGGGGUGUAACAAUGACCCCACAGGCGGAAGCCGAGAGGGACACGGGUAUUUUAACUCCCACUACCAUUGUGGGAACCUGGCUACAUGCUGCAGCCUUCAUGCCAGCUGAGCGCCCACCGCAGGUCAUGGCAGCUGUGCCUGUGUCCGGGCUGUGGCGAGAACACGUGGGACUUGGGGUAGCUCUGCAGCUAUCUAGUUAAAGCCAAGCUUUGCCUUCAUUUUGCAACCAACGCCAGAUUUGUGCUGCUACAGGUGUGCGCUUGCCCUCCUCCCCAUGAGCUACCUAGAACUGAUAAGGUGACAUUUUUAUUUUCUUUUAAAGCAACUGACAGUGAAGCAUUUUUAGCUGACUGGCAAAAGACCAGGCAUUCACCCGGAAGCUGCAAAUGGAAAAUACACCCCCCACCCCGGUUCCCCCAAAAAGUGUGGAGGAAGAAAAUCCAAGAAAGUAAAAAAGCCAGGUUCAAGUUAAAAUUUCUUUUGGUUUACACAAUACUUGUGCAAACAACCAACCAAACAGAAGCAUGCUGGAAAUCAUGAAAACAAAAGGGAAAGUGAUAUACAAAAUGAAACAUAGAAAUAAGAUAUCUGGCUGACUGGUAGAAGAAUAAAUCAUUCUGGGUUACAAACAGAUUAUACAUUCCAGACGCUCCGAACUCAGUGGGGUAACUUCUGUUCAAUUUGUUAAUAGUUAUGUUAGAAUUCUCAAGUUUGUCUUUAAAGUCUUCAUAAUACAAGCAAUAAGCUAUUUUUAAAAAUAUACACUAUACACACCUCACACAGCCUUCUCCUACCCCUCUUAAUGCAUGGUAUGCUACCUCUCUUGUAUACUAAACCAAGGGGGUUCUGACAGCUAACGUCCUCCUGGUAAUCCGGCAUUUUCAUCAUCACUGUUUGCCUUAAGUUUUAAAUGGGUUAAUGAUUUCCGUGGAAGAACAUAAAUAGGAAUUUUAGCAACCCAAGUGUUAAUAAAAACGUCUUCAGCAUUUACAAUUUUCAAGUCGGUAUAAUUCUGUAUCUGAUUUUUAGUGUUAAUGUAUCUACAUCAGACCCACCCCCCAUUUGAGUUGGUUUGGUCAGAUAAAGUGUCCCUCUUCCAAGCAAGAUUAGGUGAGAGCUGAGAGGUGUUAGGAGAAGAAGGAAGGUUGAAGAAAGAAAGCAGGUGGUUUUGAUUGCCAGGAACCACACCCGCCACCCACGCCUCUCCAUCUCUACAUUUCCUUCCCUCUUUGAUCCUGUCAGUGUCUUGAAGAGUUCACAUCCCAACAGCCUCCAGGGAAACUUAAAUAUCUUCCAAUGACUGGUCUCCCUAGUGGUAAUUUUUCUUUUCUUGUAGACCUCUAGCUCUCAGAGCUAUUCCAGGGUUGCAGCUUUGCCUACGCCAUGAGAUACUCAGUGAAGGUGGGACAAGUGAGGUGAGACAGAUUAUUUCAUUCAUAUGCAAUCCAAGGGAAAAGACUCUCUAAUUUAGUAAUGGGUGUUGAAAACAAAAACUACAAUGCAAGUCAGCUGUAGCCUACAGCUCAACCACCUAAGCAUCUGCCUGCAGGGGAGUGGGAGUACACCCACCAGUCUGCACGGAGAGCCUGCUCGAUGGCAGAAAACUGUCCCCCACCUCUGCAUGUUCCAUUCCUUGACCACAUGCGAUUUCUAGAACACACCAUGCCUUGGCAAUGCAUUUAGUCAAGUGAAACUUAAGCAAAUGACCAUUUCCAAGCAAGAAUUUGCCUCCAAUGCUUUCAGGUGGCCCUAGUCUAACACUGAUGCCAAGCCAUGCAAAUGCAGCGAUUACAUACUUCAGUUCAUUAACAACUGUGUGCUCACUUCCAAACUCUGCUGAGCUCAGAGUUGCCAUAGAAAUGUGUUAUACAGGCACUAAAAGCAGGCAACGAGCUUCAUAAAAUUAAUUUCUUCUCCAAUGGUUUACAUGCUCUUUAGAUUAUCCUGGCAUCAAAACCCUGUGUGUGUGUGUGUGUGUGUGUGUGUGGGAGGGGAAAUAUGUAUUUUCUGUACAAUUCUUUAAAUACAAUAAAAGGGUGCUGUUAAAAGGGACAGAGAGAAAUUGGGCUUUGUUUAUGUGAGUUUCAACCCCAGAAAAAGCUCCAAGUCAACACUUCUAUCCUUUGCACUGUCCACAUCACCGCACUUUGCAUUUAGACUGAAAGGGCAGAGGUUUUGCAUACACGCAUCUAAAACACAGGGGACCCAACUUAAACGGUGAAUAUAGAAGAUAUGGAUCAAUCAUGUUUUGUUAGUUCCAGAAGCAUUUCCACCUGGGCAGCAAAUUAAGCCAUUAUUCUCCUUUAUCUUCCCCCCCACCCCCAUUCUUACGAUAUUUAAGCAUGAAUCCUUAGAGUCACACGGGCCACUGAAGGGGUUA